GCGCUUCACAACACUGGCUGUGGCAGAACAGCAGAAUUUAUUUUCCAAUAAGAAGCUUCGCUUGCGCUUAUCAAUUGCCAAACUAAAUUUAAUCAGUUCGUAAUUACUAACUAGUAAUCAGCCAGAUCUAAGCGCGGAGCGGAGCAAGUGACUCCCCGGGGAGCGACGGAUGAGCCAGCUCCAGGAGUGGGGGAAUCGCCGCCAGCUGUGCAGCAGCAGCAGCAAGAACAACAACAACAAUAUCGAGGUCGCAGGACCAAAAGGGCAAAAAAGGAGGAGGAGGAGGCGGCGCAGGAGCAGGAGUGACCCGUAGCCAUGCGCUUUAACAAGCUGGAACUGAACUCCCUGGCCAGCAAUCCAGCAACGCGAUUCGACAAGGAGGGCCUGCUCAUCAUCACCGACCGCCAGGAGGGCUUCCUGUGGCGCUCCAGCGAAGUCAGAGUUGAACGUUGGUGUAAACUGCGUGGCAAUUUACUGUUCUACCUCAAGGAUAAGGACCCCAAGUCAGCGGUGGCCGGCCUCCUGGUGCUGGAGAACUGUUGUCCGCGCAUCCAGAAUGAGGAGCCCGAGCCCGAGGGCUAUGUGUUCGAUCUAGACUUCAAGGACAGCUCGUCGGAGCGUUUCAUUGCCCGCACGUCGGCCGAACGCCUGGCCUGGGUGCAGUGCAUCGAACAGGCCUCCAGCGAGAGGCUGAACCUGCUCAUCCGCCAGCUGAAGGAGCAAAUCGUAGCCCAGAGUCGCCAGACGAACGUUGCUGGAACCGCCAGUACAAUGGGCAAUCACAUUGACCUGGGCAUGCCCCUGGAGCAGCAGGUCCAGGAGCAGCUGCAGCUGCACAGCUGCCCGCCGGCGGAGGAGUCCACUGCCGUGCCCACGGAGGAGGCGGCGCCGUUUGAAGAACUGGAUCUCUCGGAGCUGCCCAUUUGCGAGACGGCCCUCUCCUGUGAUAGCCUGCCUUUGGACACGCUGGGGCGAGCGCCGAACCCACAGGUCGUGUGCUCACUGCUGCCGGCGGCUGGAGAGGAUUGCCUGUGGCGGGAGCAUGCCCGCACCGAGCUGCAGGAGCGCACACGCAGUCCGCAGUUUCUGUGCACCAUGCGCUUCCAGCGCAGCGCCGGCUUCUCGGCCGGCACACGGCUGCGCUUCAGCGUCUUCGAUGUCCGCGAACGGCUGACGCUCACCGCCCUGCCGCUGGGCCACGCCGAGGUGGCCCUGGGCGUCAUCCAGGACACCAGCCGGCUGCGCCUGCCGCUCACCUCGCCGCGCGGUGAGUGCGGCUUCAUCACGCUGGCCUCCUGGUCACCGGAUGCCGCCGUGGAGCCCGGCCAGUCGGGGAACGGACCGCCGCGCUCCAGCACGCAGCUCUUCGACGGAAAGGGAUCGGGAUCGGGAUCAGGGACAGCCGCCGCUGGAGCCACCACAAGCAGCAGGCGAGCCCAUCGUCGCACCCAGUCGCUGCCGCCGAAGCUGGGAGUCCGGCUGUUUGUGCCCCAGCAGUGUGGCCUGCAGCGGGUGUGCUCCAAUCCUCGCCUGCGCACCUACCGGCUGAACUCCUCCCUGGGCGCCGACAUCAGUGUCCAGGAGACGCUGCUGGAGUCCCGCCUGUGCUGCCAGCUGCCCCAGCAGCUGCUCUCCAUAUGGAUCCAGCGCGAGAAGGAGCUGCUGCAGGAGAUCUCGGGAAUGGGCGAGCUGAGCGGCGAGUGGCGCUGGCGGCAGAUGAACCUGCUCGAGGAGCAUCUGCGCCUGCUCAAGGACUACUCGCAGGCCAAGCAGAAUAUCCAGCAGCUGGCCCGCGACGGCGUCGCCUUCAAGCGCUCCUCGGCGAAGGCCGACGAGGCGCUGGAGUUCCUGCCGGUCAACUUGCAUGUGCAGCGGAUGUGGGCCCAGAACGACACGAUGCAGCGACGUGGUCUCCUGGACGUGGUCACCGUGGGUGCCUUUACGCGCCACGAUGCCAAGGGUCGCAAGUGCGGUGGCCUCAUCAAGCUCCUGCAGGAGAGCAAGUCCUGGAAGCUGGAGCAGAGCAACGCGUGCAAGGUGCAGGCGGCCAACGAUGCCGUGCAGGCCACCAAGCAGCUGCGCAAGGAGAUCGUCGAGCUGAUGUCGCAGCUCCUCCAGUUGGCCAGCCGGCGCAGCUCCAAGGACAUGAUGCCACUGUGCAACCAGAUGGUGACCCGCACGCGCACGCUGCUCAACAUCUGGGAGCCGAGCAUUGUGGAGGAGGCGGUGGCCUUCAUCGAGCGCCAUCGCAUCAUCGAGGAGCCGGAGAAUGUGCUGAUGGAGCCGAUGUCGCCGUUCCGCAAGAUCACGCAGCAACUGACGGCCUUGGAGCUGAAGUCGCCAGAGCUGGAGGACUUUGCCACGCCGGUGGUGGCUCCACCGGAUCUCUGGCCACGUGGACAGCCGCCACUGAUGCGUUCGAACAGCUGGCAUCCGAGCAAUAGCUCUCCCUCCAGCUCGCUGGACAUCCGGGCCAUCGAUUCGCUGCAGCAUGUGGUCAAGUGCUACAACGAUCACCUGCGCAGCCUGGAGCAGGGCGGGAAUCCUCGCCAGGCCGAAGAGGAGGAGGCCACAUAUCAGUCACUGCCGCUGGCCUGGCACUCGCAAUCUCCUCCAGAGGCCACCACUUCCGCCCAUGUGCCAGAUCCGCCAGCUGCUCCAUCCGUGCUGCAGCUAAUCGAUCUGGACGAGAUCGGGCGGCGGGCGCAGCGGCAUCAGCAUCACCAGCCGCCGGCAGGCUUUCUGGACACAAAGCUGAUGAGCUCGUCGCCGUCGGCCAACUACUACCGGCCCACGGAGGAGCCGGAGCCCCUGGAUCUCACCCAGCUUAACAUCGAGGCGAGCGUGAUGUGCCUGGUCAGCAAGCUGAAGUUCUUCUGCGGCCGCUGCGACAGUCCUGCCAUCCGGCUGCGUCAUCCCAAGGUGCCGAUCAAGCGGGAGGGAUUCGCGGUGGCUCCGCAACAGGCGCCGGACGUGAUCGCCGCUCCGGUAGCCGCCAAGCAGGCCCCGAAUCUCGAACUGGAUCUCAAGCCCUCGGCGGCAGUGUGUGGAUUCAGUUCCGGAGCUGUGUCCGUGCCCGUCAAGAAGGGCAACAAGUUCACCGACGGCCUGAAUCUCUCGAUGACCACGGACUGGGCGGCGGAGCUGCGGCCCAGCAUGCGCAAGCUGCGCCACGCCAUGGAUCGCCUCCUGAAGACUGCUCGGCUGAUGCACUCGGUUCAGCGGCUGCAGCAGGACAUGCGCUGCAACAGGAUCCAGGCGAGCAUCAUGUACCGCAGGGACGUCUGCUUCUCCCAGGCGCUAACCGCUCUGGUCAGCUCCCUGAUGCUCCGGCUGUGGGGCAGCGAGCUGGACAUGGGCUACCUGGUGAUGCUCCGUGACCUGGGUCCGCUGGCCUACUUCGAGGGACUGCUGACGCUGUACGGGAACGAGGCGGACAUGUGGAGCGACAUGUGCAUCGCCAUCGAGGACCUGUCCGCAGUCAGCUUUCAGCUGGUGCGUGCCCAGGGUGAUGCGGCUCUGGCGCCCAUGCCCCGGAUCACCGGAUCGCGGCAGGCACUGGAGGUGCAGCUCCCAGUGCCGGAGCACUCGCUGCCCGGCAACGGCACCUCCAUCUCGUUCAAGAUCACGCCCGUCUUCUUCAACAUCGGCAUCAAUGAGAAGGCCAGCUUCGCUGAGACCCUGGGUCAGACGAAGGAGCAGCAUCGGUCCAACUGGGACAACUAUCUGCGCUUGAGCCAGUACUUUGGUCGGUAUCGGAAGCUGGGACUCGGCUCCGUGGACGCCGGCGAGUCGCUGCAGUCGCUGCUCGGCUUCAUGGAGCAGCAGCUGCGGGCCAAUGUCUCCAAGAACGUGAAGAUCCUGCACCUGGCCGAGGACGCCUGCCGGCUGAUGGACGGCCUGCGGUUCACCUCCUGCAAGAGCGCCAAGGAUCGCACCGGAAUGGCGGUGACCCUGGAGCAGUGUCGCGUCCUGGUGCGCGAGUUCCAGUUGCCGGCCAAGCAUGUGCCCUACGCUCUCAGCACCAUGCGGAGCGAGGGCACGCGGAUGGACAACGUACUCAAGAAUAUUGGGAAGCGAAAGUAUGCCUUCAAUCGAACUCAGGUCUCCUUUCUGCCGGCCAUGUACAGGCCGCCAGUUGGCAGCUACGGCAAGGCGCAGACUUAAGGAUCCACUGGGGAUCCCCUUUCGAAUGUCCAACUGAAGUACUUAACGAAUAGACACAAGCAGGACAACUUAACAGCGAUACAUAUUAUGUAUAUCAGCAGAGGAAAACAAAACAAAACGUAUAAAACAGUGCCAAAAAUACAAAACAAAACAAUUUAACCAAUUUUGUGCGAGGCAAGCAAAAAACAAGCGAAUAGGUAACUAAUUAAAUUAGCACAUUAAAGGAGAAUCUUCCGGACAAUUGUUAAAGCAUCACACGAUUCCAUAGUACGUCCCCUUCCCAUAUUUAUUUAGGCUAUAUCCAAGUAGUUGUAGUUUGCAGAUGAGGCAACCGUGUACUUUAGCGACUCAUGUACUUCCAGUGAAUAAAAAACGAACUUGUUAACCACUA
Molecule: messenger RNA, 4558 nt
Organism: Drosophila subpulchrella
Lineage: Eukaryota; Metazoa; Arthropoda; Insecta; Diptera; Drosophilidae
Product: inositol polyphosphate-4-phosphatase type I A
Exons: 9
Coding region: 316-4167 (1283 amino acids)
Cellular component (GO): cytoplasm
Molecular function (GO): phosphatidylinositol-3,4-bisphosphate 4-phosphatase activity
Source: RefSeq, a predicted model, not a curated record